This is a messenger RNA of Closterium sp. Naga37s-1, 1977 nucleotides long. The record is from the annotation of a GenBank genome assembly. Lineage: Eukaryota; Viridiplantae; Streptophyta; Zygnematophyceae; Desmidiales; Closteriaceae.
AUGGGGAACGCACAGGCGAAUCCCAACCGCGGGGGUAGGGAUAACAAGGAGGUGGGAACCAGAAGGCUGCCUGCGGGACGGUCGGCACGAGCGGGUGCUGUCGUCGGGGACGCAGCUCAGGAGGUAGCGACGGUGGAGCAGGGUCUUCAACUGGGGGCGGAGAAUGGGCCACGGGAAGGGAUGCCGGCGCAAGGGGUACCGGCUCGGGUGGCGUGGACACGGGCGGCGGCGGCUGCGGCGGCGCUUGAAUCCCCUCCGUCGCCAGGUGUGGCGGUGGUGGCGGAUGAGAACUUGGCGCGGACGCCAACGACUGGGCCAACGGCCGCGGUGCCGGCUCUGAGGCCGAGGACGGCUGCUGCUGCGAUGUCGAAGACUGUGACAUCGGUGGCGGAAGCUGCAGGGGCUGGGACUGCGCCACUUGGGGCGGAGCUGACGGACCAAGCGGGCGGUACGCCUGAGGCCCGUGUGGGCGCUGGGGACGAGGCGGCCGACGACGGCGAAAGUUCUGCCCGCGAGGUCGCAGUUGGGGAGGUGCCCGGCCACGGGAGAACCGGAACAUCUGCUGGCGGGGGGCCGGCGAGGGAGGAGGAGGCUGCGAAACACCGCCACCUACUCCGGCCGCAACCACAUCCGCGGCGGCUCGGAGCAGGGCUGGGACCUGCCCGCCCUGGGCCCCUUGCGGGGUGGGAGCAGCAAGAGGACUCGCCGGACGCUCCGGCGCCUGGUGUGGGCGUCGCUUGCCCGUCAUCGAACGGGCAUGCGGACGCAGCGGAAGGGACACACGAGGCGGAGGCUGUUAUAGCGGUGGGGGCGGACCACGAGGAUACGCUAGAACGGCGCGGCGACACGGCAGAACGCAGGCAACGGACUGGCACGAGCCGUCAAAGGGCGCUCCAGGACCAGGCCGACGAACGGGCGGCAGGCCUGCAGCCGCAAAACGCGGCACCAAGGGCGGCGGGCAGGGGCCGAGGGAGGGGACGGAACGGGGGGAGAGGUCCUCGAGAUCUGGCGGGAGCGGUGGCGAGGGAGAAAGCCAGAUCUGGAAACUGGCGGGAAAGGCAUGAGAGGCCAGAGGAGCAGGUUGAGGGUCCAAUGAAUGAAGGAGAAGAGGAGGGCGGGUCAGAAUAUAUGGCCUCACAGGAUGCGGAAUCAGAGGAGGCCUCAUUGGAGGCUGAGCGGGGGGUGCCCGUCCCAACCACAAAUUGGGCUGGAGGAAUCGGACGGGAGCGAGGGGAGGCCCCAGCAGACGUGGGAGAAUCAGGGCCGCAGCAGCCUAACGAGGCUGCCAGCAGGGAGCGAGAUCCCAGCAUUAUCGUGGAAGACGAGGCCACCUGGCAGCGGAUUCAUGCAUGGGAUCUGGGACCACUUCAAUCUAGCGCCCAACCCUUCCUGCGGCAGGACGGGGACGAGGAACAAGAGGAUGCUGGCGCUGAGGCUGCUGGACGGGAGGAGUGGGCGGCGGUGGAGCCGGAGCCGCGGGAGGGGCUGAGACAGACGGCGCAACAAGAAGCGCCGACGCAACAUGGAGCUGGGGUUGCGCCGGCAAAACCGACGGCGGGUGUGGAGGAGGAGGUGCGGAAGGAAGCACAGGCGCCGGCUGUAUCUGAAGUGAGGCAAGCGCAGGCAGGGCCAGCGCCGGCGGUGGCUGAGACAGUGGGGGAGGAACCGAAGGCGGAGGCACCGCCGGCACAAGCGGCGGCGGAGGGACCUGCCGAUGAGGAGGAAAUGGCCUCGGCCGCCAGGGUUGAUGGCGGGGACACCGGGGAUGACGGAGCGGCUGACCCCGUGGGCGGAGGUAGUACGGCGUUCGACCGGGUGGCGGGUGAUACACAGGGCGUCGGGAGUCCGGGGAUUGACGCCGCCCACGCCUCGAUCCGCCGCUCGAUUCGGCUUCAACCAAGUCCGCGGCGGCUCAGAGCAGGGCUGGCACCUGGCCUCCUUGGCCCCCUUCGGGGGUGGGAGUGCCAGACCUACUAA